AUGACCGACUGGCCUCCGACUCGUCCGUGGGCCAGCGGGCGCAUUCUCACCCCCGCACAGCGUGAGCGAAAGAGGGCCGCGAAUCGACUCUCGCACCGCACCAAGAGAUCUCAAGCCCAGGCCCGCACCGCCAGCCUCGAGUCGCACAUCGAGCUCCUCAAGGCCGAGAUCGAGCCCCUGAGACGGCGAGAAGCAGCCCCGGGAUGCCCAUGUUCUUUUGUCUGCUGGACUCUGGACCCAUGGCCUUCGCUAAAUAUUGCGGGCGACAUCUUCGGCGGUCUCCGGUCGCAGAAUACCCAUGACAGUUACGGUGCGACCGGCGCGCCGCUUAUCCAAAUUCCAAGUGUGUCGAGAAACGAUGCCCUGAACCAGGAUGUGUUGGUUCGCGCCCUCGCCAACGGAUGGUCCGACGUCUCGAUGCGGUAUGGCAGGACCAGCGUCUUCUGCCCGCUGUGGAAUCUCGUCCGCUACCUUGACCGACGUGUCUUCUGCAUGAGGGGCUUCCUUACACGGCUGUGCGCGCUGCGUAUGAUCCACACCAUGCUGCUGUGCUUUGUCGGAGUCGCCUCUUUCAAUGAUCUGCCGGCGUGGUAUAAGCCGCGCCCUUCACAGCAUACCAUUCGGCAUGCCCUUGCAGUCGACGUGCUCCCGUGGCCAGGCGUGCGUGAGAGGGCGGUGUAUUCCCAGGGUCUGACCCAAGACAACAAGUUCUGGACGGGCAUGGUCCACCAUUUUCGUUUCCACUGGCCGUCCAGUCCAAGCGACGUUGUCGAUUUCGACGCGAAUGCCGGUCUCUUUGCUCUGACCGGCCUGUUUCUCAACCAAGUACAUAAUAUCCACAUGUGGAAGAUGAACUUGAGCUUCAUCAACUUGUUCCCGGAUCUGUACGGCGACAUCAUGCUGUCCCUGGAUGACAUUGAGAGGCCGAUUUCUUGCAUCCUUCCAGCCGCCACCGCCGCCAAUUCCAUUUUUGGCUUUCCACCACAGAUCCCUGUUGGCUCCGUCAACAUUAACACUGAUCAUAUACCUGCGCUACCGCUACCGGAGUCUUCAGGUGAAGUUGGGUCUGAGCUCGGGGAGAGGCACUCUCCGCUGGUGGCAUUCGCACCCUUGCCGCUACCUCAAUAG
This is a messenger RNA of Cladophialophora bantiana CBS 173.52, 1128 nucleotides long. RefSeq lists its product as uncharacterized. The transcript has 3 exons. The record is from RefSeq and is a predicted model, not a curated record. Bases 1 to 1128 code for a protein of 375 amino acids. Lineage: Eukaryota; Fungi; Ascomycota; Eurotiomycetes; Chaetothyriales; Herpotrichiellaceae.